AUUAGAUUCAGAAGCUUGACCAGGUAUACUCAUUUCACUUGAGGGUUAUUAGUCUCGACAUGGGCCACGGAAACUCUAACAAACUCUAUAUUACACAUGCUGAACAUGCUGGCGAAUUCGGACAGCAUUCUGCAUCGUCCGGGUACAAAGCAAAGCUCCAAGCACCACAUCCCGGAGCGCAAACGCCAUUCGACUGCUGCGCGCUUUCUUUCCAGGCAUUUAAUCAUCCAGUAUGCGCCCGAAAUGCGGAUGGAACAGGCCUCGUGUUUGACCUUGUAAACAUUAUCCCUUGGCUAAAGCAGCAUAAGAAUACAAAUCCCAUUACCAAAGAGUCUCUCUCACCAAGUGACCUGAUAACACUCCACUAUUCGCGCAAAACAUCUGGCGAAAUCCAUGAUCCAAUUUCAUUCAAGCCAUUCAGCGAGCACUCGCAUAUCGUAGCAAUUGCUACCACAGGCAAUGUUUUUCUUGCAGAAAGUAUCAAAGGCGGUAAGGAUCUCCUUGAAGACGUUAAAUUCAAGAAGGAGGACGUCAUCACAUUGCAGAACCCCCAUGGUCUCCCACCCUCAUCUACAAUCAAUGCUAGUGCUAUUACCAUUGAAAAGAAGGAACAAGAGAAGACCAAACCAACCACUGUUAAAGCAGUCUCUGAAGUGAAGGCUAAAGCCGCUGUCCCUUGGAACAUUUCUCCUUAUUCUAGCGGUGCACCCGGUGCGUCAUUGACGUCAACGUCUGUGGAUCCUCAGACACAAAGUUCACAAUUACUGUGGGACGAGGAAGAACUGAUGUUUGAGGAAAUGUCGAAUCCUCCUAAGGGUAAGGGUAAAGAGAAAGAUGUUGGAAAACGACGAGCAUAUGUCCGGGUCGUGACCAGUUUGGGCGGUUCGCUUAACCUGGAGUUGUAUUGUGACAAAGCACCAAAAACUUGUUAUAACUUUCUCAUGCUUGCGAGAGCAGGAAAGUAUGACGACUGCCUCUUUCACAGACUUGUCCCUGGUUUCAUGGUGCAAACGGGUGACCCUACUGGUACAGGCUCUGGUGGGGAGUCCCACUGGGGUACUCCUUUCCGAGACGAGCAUGAUAUGAGAGGUGCUGCUAAACAUGAUAGUCGUGGUAUCGUCGCCAUGGCCAACAAGGGCGCUGGCACGAAUGGGUCGCAAUUUUACGUCACAUUCAGAGCUACGCCGAACCUCGACAACAAGCACACUGUCUUCGGCAAAAUUGUUGGAGGAGACGACGUCCUCGAUGCUCUGGAAAAACUUCCUCGUAAAGACGGAACAGAACGCCCAUCGAAGCAGGUUCGGAUAACGGAAGUUAUUAUACAUCAGGAUCCCUUUGAAGCGCAUAAAUUACGACUCGCAAGAAAACUCGCUCGGCGUGCAGAAGCACAAGAUGAUGCCAAGAAACAGCCUGAAAAGACUCAAGGGGAUGAUAUUAAUUGGUUUGGGGUCAAAGUCGGCACUGGGGACUCGGCAUUUGGUGGGGGUUCUGCAGGUGCGGGAGUUGGCAAGUAUCUAGGCGUCAAGAGGUCGUUGGAUCAGGUAACACCUGGCGUACAAGUCAACGACGUUGGCGACGAUGCCAAGAAGAAACGAAAAAUAGGAUUUGGAAACUUUGACAGUUGGUAGUAAAACGAUUCUGUUGACUUGCUCUAGUGUCUGAUAUUUGUAUCAUUAUCUGCCAUCCUACUGUAGUGUCGUAGUAUCUUUAGAU
Molecule: messenger RNA, 1713 nt
Organism: Suillus clintonianus
Lineage: Eukaryota; Fungi; Basidiomycota; Agaricomycetes; Boletales; Suillaceae
Product: cyclophilin-like domain-containing protein
Exons: 10
Coding region: 60-1628 (522 amino acids)
Biological process (GO): protein polyubiquitination; protein folding; protein peptidyl-prolyl isomerization
Cellular component (GO): catalytic step 2 spliceosome
Molecular function (GO): ubiquitin-ubiquitin ligase activity; peptidyl-prolyl cis-trans isomerase activity
Source: RefSeq, a predicted model, not a curated record